AUGACCUCUAUUGUCAAGUUAGAAACUUUAUCGGGGGUGCGUGAUGAUGGCCCCCUUUGCUAUCUUCUGCAGGUUGAUGAGUCGUACAUUCUUUUGGAUUGUGGCUGGGAUGAGAGUUUUGAUCUCACUUACAUUGAAGCAGUUAAAUCCCGCAUUCCUCUGAUAUCCGCUGUUUUACUAUCUUAUGCGGAUACAAGUCACAUAGGAGCAUUACCGUACUUAGUUGCGAAGUGUGGGCUGAAUGCUCCAGUUUAUGCAACAGUUCCUGUCUUCAAAAUGGGCCAAAUGUUCAUGUACGAUUGGGUUUAUGGUCACAUGAAUGUCGAAGAGUUUGAGCUUUUCUCUUUGGAUGAUGUUGAUAAUGCUUUCAAAAACGUUCAACAGGUUAAAUACAAUCAGACGAUUUUACUAAAAGGAGAUAAUGGGAUUCAAUUCACUCCUUUGCCGGCCGGACACAUGAUCGGAGGAGCCAUUUGGAAAAUUAGUAAGCAGGGUGACGAAGAAAUUGUUUAUGCUGUUGAUUUCAAUCACAAGAAAGAGAGACACUUGAAUGGUUGCACGUUUGAUUCGAUUUCCCGUCCACAUUUGUUCAUCACAGAUGCGUUUAAUGCUCAGUACAAUCAACCUCGAAGACGAGAUCGCGAUGAAGAGCUCGUAACGAAAAUGCUCACAACUGUCAAAAAUGGAGGUGAUUGCUUGAUUGUAAUAGAUACCGCUGGAAGAGUUUUAGAAAUUGCUCAUUUGUUAGAUCAGCUCUGGUCAAACUCGGACGCUGGCCUCUCUCAUUUUAAUCUCGUUAUGUUAAACCAUGUAGCUUCUACUGUUGUUGAUUUUGCCAGAUCUCAAGUUGAAUGGAUGUCUGAUAAAAUUUUAAAAUCCUUUGAAACUGGACAGUUCAAUCCAUUUUCUUUUCGUAACUUACAAUUGUGUUGUUCUCAUGUGGAAUUGACACGAGUUCGGUCACCGAAGGUCGUAUUGUGCAGUGGGCCCGAUAUGGAAUCCGGCUUUUCUCGAGAAUUAUUCUUAGAGUGGAGUUCUGAUACACGUAACACAAUUAUCGUGACUUCUCGCUCUGGCUCAAAAACUCUUGGUUCCCGUCUUAUUAAAAUGGCGACAACAAAUGAUUCUAACAGACAUAUCCAACUAGAGAUUAAAAAGCGGAUCCGCUUGGAAGGGACCGAGUUGGAAAUGUACCGUAAAAUGAAGAUAGAGAGAGAACAAGAGGCAGCACGGCAAAGAUUGGAAGCUAGUCGACGAAAUGCUCGAUUGGGAAUGUCUCAAGACGAUGAUGAAGACAGUGAUGAUGAAGAAGCUUUAGCUAACUCGGUAGCUGCAGUCACUGGAAUUAAACAAAUCUCCUUACCCUUCACAUCCCCUUCGAAAGUUGUCAAUAGACGGCAAUCAUCUCAGUCCUUAGCCCCUCAAACUCCAGCACAAGUUGUUCCAGCUACGACUCCAUUUGAUAACUCACACGAUAUUUUGCUCAAAUGGGAGCACCAGCAAAAAGCAGCUUUUUUCAAACAAAGUAAAAAAAGUUAUCCAAUGUAUCCAUAUAUAGAAGAAAAAGUCAAAUGGGAUGACUAUGGAGAAAUCAUUCGACCCGAAGAGUACAUGACAGCAGACAGUAUUGUUCCUCAAACAGACGGAAGCAAUGCUGAAGAGAAACCUUUGGGACAAACGGAAGAAACUGCCGUAGCUCCAGCUCCUACCGAAGAUUGGCCCACAAAAUGUGUUCGUUACAAUCAAAAAGUCGAAGUCUUGUGCAACAUAGCAUUCAUUGACUUCGAAGGUCGUUCGGACAGUCAGUCUGUCAAGAAAAUAUUAGCACAAAUUCGACCGAAACAACUAAUAAUAGUACAUGGUUCAAAUGAGGACACGAGAACUCUUGCUCAGUAUGCCCAUGAUAACGAUAUUGUUCAAGGUAAAAUAUUCACCCCGAGAUUAGGAGAAAUCGUAGAUGCCACUGUUGAGUCACAUAUCUUCCAAGUUUCUCUCAGUGAUGCGUUGAUGAAUCAGCUGUUCUUCCAAACAGUGCGUGAAGCUGAUUUAUCUUGGAUAGAUGCGAAAAUUAUUCGAAAAAAUCAUUUAUCCCUCGAAGAAGAUAAUAAAGAUGAGAACAUGGAGCUCGAUCCGAAUGACGAGAACGCUGAAGGUAGACGUCUAGCCCAAAAGCGAAGACAAGACUCAAUAUAUCUAGACAUCUUACCGAUCUCCGGUAUCCCUUGUCAUCAGGCCGUCUUUGUGAAUGAUCCAAAGUUAUCUGACAUGAAGCAAAUGCUGAUGUCACAAGGUUAUCAAGCUGAGUUUUCUUCUGGUGUUCUACACAUUGAUGGUAUCGCUUCGAUAAGAAAAAACGAAGCAGGAAAAUUCCAUGUGGAAGGAGUUGCAAGUGUCCAGUACUACAAAAUUCGGGACUUAAUAUAUAAACAAUUUGCCAUUAUUUAA
Auanema sp. JU1783 is the source of this 2445-nucleotide messenger RNA. The record is from the annotation of a GenBank genome assembly. NCBI's taxonomy places the organism in Eukaryota, Metazoa, Nematoda, Chromadorea, Rhabditida, Rhabditidae.